AUGCCCAACACAGAAAAGGCCACCGAAGCCCGCGUGGCUGACUAUCGGAGUCCAUCCGUCUCCUCAUCCGAAAGUGACAGCGAAAUCCAAAUCGAGCCCAUUCAGAGUCGUCGCCAACACUACCCCGAAGUCAUUGGAUCGGGCGAUGGACUGUUAACUCCCCAAAUAUCUCGACUAUCACAUAAUUCGCUAGCACGCAAGACGACAUCUAUUGGCACAACGGGCACAAAUGAUCCUGGGUUCGAGGUCGACUGGAAGGAUGAAAAUGAUCCUGAGAAUCCAUGGAAUUGGCCAUUGUCUUACACGGCGAUGUGUAUCACUUUUUUAUCGUGGAAUACGCUAGUAAUUGUCUUAUUCUCCACAAGUUAUACUUCGGGCAGCGACCAAAUUGCCAGAGAAUUCAACGUUUCCGAAACAAUUGUCACACUGGGCUUAACAUUUUAUCUGAUCGGACUGGCAGCAGGCUCUGUCGUGAUGGCCCCACUCAGUGAGAUAUACGGGCGGAGGCCUGUUUCAAUCGCCAGCUUGAUCGUUUUCAAUAUUAUGAUCAUUCCAUGUGCCGUGGCCAAGUCGGUAGUAGUCCUGAUCAUUUUUCGCUUUAUUGGGGCUUUCGCCGGUAGUGUGAUGAUUAGCAGUGCACCCGGCAUGGUGGCUGAUCUUGUGCCUCACAAAAAUCGUGCUUUGGCCUUUUCAGUUUGGAGUUUGGGUCCCAUCAACGGUCCAGUGCUUGGGCCUAUCAUUGGUGGUUUCGUCUCUCAGUAUCUUGGUUGGAGGUGGUCGUGCUGGAUUAGUCUCAUGCUCGGCGUCGUUGCUCUCGCCUUUUCCUGCGUCAUGAAAGAGACAUAUGCGCCUGUUCUCUUAAGAAAUAAGGCUGCUAAGCUCCGUAAAGAGACGGGUGAUUCUCGAUGGUGGAGUCGGUAUGACCAUAAGGUUGCGCUAAAAGAGACCAUGAAGACCAAUCUCGCACGGCCAUUUGUCAUGGCUGUUCUGGAACCCAUCUGUAUAUUCUGGAAUCUGUAUGUCGGGGUUGUUUAUGGAAUUCUCUAUCUGUGCUUCACAUCGUACCCAAUUGUAUUCCGUGAUAUUAGAGGCUGGGGUCUUGGAGUGUCAGGUUUGGCAUUCCUAGGUAUCGGGUUAGGCACAAUUGUGACAAUCACCUCGGAGCCUCUAAUUCGGCGAAUUAUUCAAAGCCACAAGAAAGACCCAGAGACAGGUGAAGUAUAUCCUGAAGCCAUGGUGUCGGCAGUCUGCAUUGGUUCUAUCCUAAUCCCCGCUGGCGAGCUGUGGUUCGCCUGGACGUGUGCUCCAGCAUCAAUUCCCUGGCCUGCUCCAAUAGCAGCGGGUAUUUUCUUCGGCGCGGGAAACACCGCCGUUUUCAUUUAUGCGUCCAACUAUCUCACACACAGUUAUGGCAUCUACGCUGCAUCUGCCCUCGCUGGAAAUUCUGUCAUUAGGAGCGUCCUGGGUGGCGUGAUGCCAUUGGUCGGUACAUAUAUGUACAGCAGUCUAGGCCCCAACUGGUCUGGUACACUUCUUGGGUUGCUUGAAGUCGCCUGUAUCCCAAUCCCGUUUAUUUUCUGGAAGUACGGACACAAAAUCCGUCAAAAAAGCACGUUCAUUCGUAUGAUGCAGGAAGAUCAGAGAAGGUUGAAUGGAAAAAGAAAGGUCAAGCCGGUGAAAGAAGAACAACAACCUUCUUCUCCACCAGAAACCUUUUCUAAACCCGGUAUAGCAAGCGAUGACCCUGAAAAAGGAAGAAUGUGA
Messenger RNA from Talaromyces proteolyticus, 1764 nucleotides. Its product is annotated as putative MFS multidrug transporter. Gene Ontology annotation, molecular function: transmembrane transporter activity. Gene Ontology annotation, cellular component: membrane. Lineage: Eukaryota; Fungi; Ascomycota; Eurotiomycetes; Eurotiales; Trichocomaceae. The coding region runs from base 1 to 1764 and encodes 587 amino acids. Gene Ontology annotation, biological process: transmembrane transport. The record is from RefSeq and is a predicted model, not a curated record. The transcript is spliced from 4 exons.